AUGAAGUAUUUAUUUCCACUGCUGGUACCGGACUGGGCUGCACUUGGCCACAUACUGGGCAGCUGGAGGUGGUGGAAGGCUCUGGGUAUCGAAGGGAGUCAACUUGGGAACUACAGGACCGAAGGGUACACCGCCCUCCAUGUGGCUUGUAGAACAGAACUGGCUUGUGCUAAAGCCCUACUGCAGGGCCCAAAAUGGGCGCCUCAGAACCUCCAAGCUGCAGAAUUGGAAAGCCCUUAUUACCGGCCUCGUUCACCCAGCCCUCAUACCCGCGGCCGUUCAUCCCCGGCCCUUGUACCCAGCCCUCAUACCCAGCCUCGUACCGGGCCCUUGUACCCAGCCCUCAUACCCCGGCCCCUGUGUAACCCGGCCUGUGUACCAGCCCUUAAUACCAGCCCUCGUACCAGCCCUUGUUACCUCAGCCCUCGCAUCCCGGGCCUGUGCUACCCGGCCCUUAUACCCAGCGCCUGCGUACGCCAGCCCUCCGUCACCGGCCCUUGUACCCAGCCCUCAUACCCGCCCUCGUACCGGCCCUCAUUACCCAGCCUCAUCCCAGCCUACUCUCACCCAGCCCUCGUUACUCCCGCCCUCGUUUCACCGCGCCUUAUACCCAGCCCCUCCAUACCCGGCCCUGGUGUUACCGGCCCUUUCAUACCCAGCCCUCUACGCCAGCCCGCGUACCGGCCUCGGUACCCAGCCCUCAUUAUCCUCGGACCCUCCGACCCGGCCCUUCGAUACCCAGCCCUCGAUGACCGGCCCUCAAUACCCGGCCCUGCACUGGGCUGCACUUGGCCACAUACUGGGCAGCUGGAGGUGGUGGAAGGCUCUGGGUAUCGAAGGGAGUCAACUUGGGAACUACAGGACCGAAGGAUCCGGCCCUCGUACCCGGCCCUUGUACCCGGCCCUUAUACCCAGCCCUUGUACCCGGCCUUGUACCCGGCCUUCAUACCAGCCCUAAUACCCGGCCGUACCAGCCCUCUGUACCCGGCCCUCGUACCCAGCCCUCAUUACCCGGCCUUGUACCAGCCCUUGUACCCAGGCCCUCAUACCCGGCCCUUGUUACCAGCCUUGUUACCCGGCCCUCGUACCCAGCCCCUUCAUACCUGGCCCUCGUACCAGCCCCAUACCUGGCCCUGCGUACCAGCCCUUCAUACCCCGGGCCCUCGUACCAGCCCUUUACCCGGCCCUACGUACCCAGCCCUGCUGAUACCGGGCCCUCGUACCCAGCCCUUAUACCGGCCCUCGUACCCAGCCCUAUAUAACCUGGCCCUCAUACCCGGCACCUUUCGUACCCACCCUCAAUCCCGGCCCUUGUACCCAGCCCUUAUACCCGGCCCUCGUACCCAGCCUUAUACCUUGGCCCUCAUAAACCCGGCCCUUGUACCCACGCCUAUAUACCCAGCCCCUCUAUACUCCCGGCCCUAUGUUACCCAGCCCUUAUACCCAGCCUAUACCCGGCCCUCAGUACCCAGCCGCCUUAUACCUGGCCCCUCGUACCCAGCCCUUUAUACCCGCCCUAUAACCCGGCGCCCUUGGUACCCAGCCCUUAUUACCGGCCUCGUUCACCCAGCCCUCAUACCCGCGGCCGUUCAUCCCCGGCCCUUGUACCCAGCCCUCAUACCCAGCCUCGUACCGGGCCCUUGUACCCAGCCCUCAUACCCCGGCCCCUGUGUAACCCGGCCUGUGUACCAGCCCUUAAUACCAGCCCUCGUACCAGCCCUUGUUACCUCAGCCCUCGCAUCCCGGGCCUGUGCUACCCGGCCCUUAUACCCAGCGCCUGCGUACGCCAGCCCUCCGUCACCGGCCCUUGUACCCAGCCCUCAUACCCGCCCUCGUACCGGCCCUCAUUACCCAGCCUCAUCCCAGCCUACUCUCACCCAGCCCUCGUUACUCCCGCCCUCGUUUCACCGCGCCUUAUACCCAGCCCCUCCAUACCCGGCCCUGGUGUUACCGGCCCUUUCAUACCCAGCCCUCUACGCCAGCCCGCGUACCGGCCUCGGUACCCAGCCCUCAUUAUCCUCGGACCCUCCGACCCGGCCCUUCGAUACCCAGCCCUCGAUGACCGGCCCUCAAUACCCGGCCCUGCGUACCGGCCCUCGUACUCUUAUUGUUCUGCGGUUUUCCUCUCUGACAUUAACACUGCGCCAGCGACUUGUUCUGCCCAAAGAUUUCCUGCCACUUAUCGGCCUGCCAGAGAGCCGCCACGACUGGAAGACCCCGUACAUCGGGCGUGAGAUGGACGGGCUGUUGCUUCACCCAUCUAGCUUGUUGCGUAGCGCCAGACGCUGA
Molecule: messenger RNA, 2289 nt
Organism: Xenopus tropicalis (tropical clawed frog)
Lineage: Eukaryota; Metazoa; Chordata; Amphibia; Anura; Pipidae
Product: adhesive plaque matrix protein-like
Exons: 6
Coding region: 1-2289 (762 amino acids)
Source: RefSeq, a predicted model, not a curated record